This is a messenger RNA of Closterium sp. Naga37s-1, 1826 nucleotides long. The record is from the annotation of a GenBank genome assembly. NCBI's taxonomy places the organism in Eukaryota, Viridiplantae, Streptophyta, Zygnematophyceae, Desmidiales, Closteriaceae.
AUGAUCGAUUUCGAGCCGUUGAAAUUCGACCCGCCGUCAGGCCCCGUUACAGGAGCGCUCGCGUCUCACAAGCUUGCGGCGCGAGCCGUGGCGAGAUUGAAGUCGCUUCCUGUCGGCGACGUGCGGUUGCUGUGUAACACUGUCGUCGAGGAAAUCGGCGAAAUGACUGGUUACGAUCGCAUCAUGGUGUACAAGUUUCACGAAGACGAGCACGGCGAAGUGCUGGCGGAGUUUCUCAACAACCAGAAGAUCGAAUCGUAUCUGGGAUUGCAUUAUCCCGCCACAGACAUUCCCAUGAUGGCACGGCGCACGUUCAUGGAGAACAGGGUGCGAAUGAUAGUGGACAGCAAGGCGGCGGGGGUGGACGUGUUGCAUCAGGGCGCGCUGCCGGGGGGCCUGUCCCUGGCGCACAGCACGGUGCGCAUGGUGCGGUCGUGCCACCGCGAGUACAUGGCCAACAUGGGCACCCUCGCGUCUCUCGUGCUAGCCAUCACCGUCAGCACGGGCACGGUGCGCAUGGUGCGAUCAUCAUGCCACCGCGGGUACACGGCCAGCAUGGGCACGCUCGCGUCUCUCGUGCUAGCCAUCACCGUCAGCACGGGAAGUUUGCACUGCCUCUCUGCUUUUAUUGUACCUUCCCUCCCUCCCUCCCUCCCUCCCUCCCUCCCUCCCUCCCUCCCUCCCUCCCUCCCUCCCUCCCUCCCUCCCUCCCUCCCUCCCUCCCUCCCUCCCUCCCCCCCUCCCUCCUCUCUGCCCCUUUCUUUCCUCCCUUGCGCCUGCUGCAUGCACAGCACACUGUUGCUCCGCAUGCCUCCGCCUCCCUCUCAUGUCCCAUCCAUGAGUCCACGUUCUGAGUCGACUCAAGAAGUCGUACGCCUCCCUCCUUUCAUCAUCUGCUCCUCCUUUCUCUUUCCAACAUCCCACACCACAGGGAAGCAGGGGCGGCAGCAGCUGCAGCAGCGGCGCCACCCAAUGACGUCGCCGGGGCUGGGAAGGCGGUUCGGGCCGAGCCUGGGCGGCGGCUAUGGGGGCUGGUGCCCUUCCACUCCCAACCCUUCCACGCCCAACCUUGGCUGGUGGUGUGUCACCACUGCUCGCCCUGCAUGGUGCCCUACCCCACCCGCUCCGCCUGCGAAUUCGUCGUCCAGGUUCGCCCCUUCCAUCCUGCUUGUCUCCUCCUUUUCCACCUUCCACCCCCAACCCGUCCACUCCCACCUCUUCUAUCCCCAACGCUGGUGUCACCACUGCUCGCCCUGCAUGGUGCCCUACCCCGCCCUCUCUGCCUGCGAGUUCCUCGUCCAGGUGAUGACACCCUUUUCGUCCUGCUUGGCCCCCUCCUUUCCCCUCCCUUCUCCCUCUCCCCUCCUCUCUUUCUGCCGUGUACCUCGCUUACUCCCGUCUUCCCUCCUCAUUCUCUCCAUCCUUUCUCCACCUUUCUCUCCCCACCCCGUCCCUUCCCACCCCAUCCCUUCCCACCCCGUCCCUUCCCACCCCAUCCCUUCCCACCCCAUCCCUUCCCACCCCGUCCCUUCCCACCCCGUCCCUUCCCACCCCGUCCCUUCCCACCCCGUCCCUUCCCACCCCUUCCCUUCCCACCCCGUCACUUCCAACCCCUUCCCUUCCCACCUCGUCCGCUCCCAUCUUACCAACGAAAUGGGUGUUUGCGGUGCAGCUGAGCAAGGAGAUGGGCCUGGCGAAUCAGCUCAAGGCGAAGCACAGAGCAGAUUCCCUGGGGCCCGCCUCAUGAACACCCCUCCUCCGUCUCUCUCCUUCCCCGUACUACCUCACACCUCCUCUACCCCCUCCUGCCUCGUCUCGCUUCACAG